GCGCCGGGCAACGCAGUGGACGCCCCUCCACCGCGGCUGGGCCCAGCGAGAAGCCACUUGGCCUAAGACCCCAGGGGCGAUGGCGUCCAGCGGAGGCGACGGGUGGGGCCACCUGCCCUUCUUCUUCGGCAACAUCACCCGCGAGGAGGCGGAGGCCCACCUGGAGGAGGCGGGCCUGGGCGAGGGCCUGUUCCUGCUGCGGCAGAGCCGCAGCUCCCUGGGGGGCUUCUCCCUGUCGGUGUCCAGCGGGGGCCGGGUCCACCACUACACCAUCGAGCGCGACGUGUCCGGGGCCUUCGCCAUCUCCGGGGGCCGCUCGCACCCGGGCCCGGCCGAGCUGUGCGCCUUCCACGGCCGCGAGGCCGACGGGCUGGUCUGCCGCCUCGGGGACCCCUGCGUCCGGCCCCCCGGCCUCCGGCCCCGCGCCGGCCCCUUCGAGGGGCUCAGGGAGACCCUCAUCCGCGACUACGUCAGGACCACCUGGAACCUGCAGGGCCAGGCGUUGGAGCAGGCCAUCCUCAGCCAGAGGCCCCAGCUGGAGAAGCUGAUCGCCACCACGGCCCACGAGAAGAUGGACUGGUUCCACGGGGCCCUGACCCGCUCCCAGGCCGAGGACGCCCUGCUCGCCGCCCCCAGGGCCGAAGGAAAGUUCCUGGUGCGUUCCCGGGAGCCGGCGGGCUCGUUCGCGCUGUGCCUGCUGCACGGGGGGCGUCCACUACACUACCGCAUCGACAAGGACAAGGCCGGCAAGCUCUCCAUCCCCGACGGAAAGAAGUUCGACACCCUCUGGCAGCUGGUGGAGCACUACUCCUACAAGGCGGACGGGCUGCUCCGGGCCCUGGACAGCGCCUGCCCGCGAAAACACAACGGAAGUGACGUUUUGGGGUCCCGGCCCCCCCUGCCGGGCGACCAUCCGCGGGCCGGGGGACUCAUUGGACGCCUCCACUCCUUCCAGAGGACCAAGAAGUCGCCCAGCAACCCCCUGAUGAGGCUGUACAAGGAGACCAGAGACGCCCUCGCACACGCCAAGAUCGUCCCGCACGCAGCCGGACACCCCCACCAGGCCGCCGUGAACCGGGCGGAAAGCGCCGCGGAGCUCAACCCGUAUGUCACCCAGAGGGGCCGCCGGGGGCCCGGGGACGCCCAGCAAGAGGAGCCGGUGUGGGCGCUUCCGAUGGACACGGCGGUGUACGAGAGCCCGUACGCGGACCCGGAGGAGCUCCGGCCCGACGCCGUGGAGCUGGACCGCGGCCUGCUCACCCUGGAGGACGGGGAGCUCGGGGCCGGGAACUUCGGCACCGUCAGGAAGGGCUUCUACCGCAUGAAGAAGGUGCGUUCCCGGGAGCCGGCGGGCUCGUUCGCGCUGUGCCUGCUGCACGGGGGGCGUCCACUACACUACCGCAUCGACAAGGACAAGGCCGGCAAGCUCUCCAUCCCCGACGGAAAGAAGUUCGACACCCUCUGGCAGCUGGUGGAGCACUACUCCUACAAGGCGGACGGGCUGCUCCGGGCCCUGGACAGCGCCUGCCCGCGAAAACACAACGGAAGUGACGUUUUGGGGUCCCGGCCCCCCCUGCCGGGCGACCAUCCGCGGGCCGGGGGACUCAUUGGACGCCUCCACUCCUUCCAGAGGACCAAGAAGUCGCCCAGCAACCCCCUGAUGAGGCUGUACAAGGAGACCAGAGACGCCCUCGCACACGCCAAGAUCGUCCCGCAUGCAGCCGGACACCCGGGGUGGGGCGUCCAGCAGGGGGCGCCACCCCGGGAUGGGGGCGCUCACCUCGUUGCGAUUGAGCGUCCAGCAGGGGGCGCUCACUUCGUUGCAAUUGACUGA
Messenger RNA from Tachyglossus aculeatus (Australian echidna), 1834 nucleotides. Its product is annotated as tyrosine-protein kinase SYK-like. The record is from RefSeq and is a predicted model, not a curated record. Gene Ontology annotation, molecular function: non-membrane spanning protein tyrosine kinase activity. Bases 80 to 1834 code for a protein of 584 amino acids. The transcript is spliced from 16 exons. NCBI's taxonomy places the organism in Eukaryota, Metazoa, Chordata, Mammalia, Monotremata, Tachyglossidae.